Messenger RNA from Etheostoma cragini (Arkansas darter), 2042 nucleotides. RefSeq lists its product as uncharacterized. NCBI's taxonomy places the organism in Eukaryota, Metazoa, Chordata, Actinopteri, Perciformes, Percidae. The record is from RefSeq and is a predicted model, not a curated record. The transcript is spliced from 2 exons. Bases 574 to 1617 code for a protein of 347 amino acids.
GACAGGUAGUUAAUUAACACUCCAUUUGCACAGGUUUUGUGGGAAAAUCAUCUUUUAGAUUCAAAUUACUUACCUGAAAUUGACAUCUACACUGGACCAAAUGCAUAGUGAUGACCUUUAUAUUUACCUGCACUGCUUCUGAUUUAGAAAAAUGGUGUUUAAAUUUCAAAUAUAUGCUAUGUCUUGCAGAUAUUGACUUUAGGGCAGCCCUCAUCUUUCUGCCUUACAUCUUCAAGGAGAACAUUGACUGCUUUAUUACACUUGGAGAGACUGAUCUUGACAGCCCGUACCCAACUAUUCAGUUGACCGACCGAGACUGGAAGAUGGCUUUUGCCAGGAGAGCUCCAAACGUUCUGAAAGUGGACCACAUCAAGGUGUGUCGCAACUCAGGAAUCAACGAAGGAAUCAUCUCAGCCUUCUGCACAUAUUUCGUGUUUAAUCUUGCAUAUCCAAGAUAUCUGAAGAACACUCUGAUGUUUCUCCAAAGGUACAUUGCCAAAAUAAUUGUGGAUGGUGACCAACCACUGCCAAUAACUGUCACUAGGCAAAUAAAUCUCCUCUACUGACUCCACCAUGCCUCGUCCAUACCAGUGCUCCAAAUGCUCCAGGAGGACAUACACCUUGAUGAAACUAAUUCAGCACAUUGGACUCAUUCAUGCCCAUGAAGCUAAUUUCACUAUUGCAUGUGGACUCAAUGACUGCCAGUCAACAUUUAGAAAAUAUGAGUCUUUUAGGCGACAUGUAUAUCGAAAACACACAGACCGUGUUUUAUGUUCUGACGAUGAUAAAAGCGAUGAAAAUACUGAGGUAGUCGAUCCAGAUCAAGAUUUUGAUCAGCCUGAGACACACACUGUCAUUGAAAAUCCUCCAUGUAUGGAUGAGCUGUUAAAGAAUUUCAAAGAAAAUCUUUUCAAGUUCAUUCUGAAAUGUAGAGAGAAAAUUCACCUACCAUUGUCAGUUCAAGAAGAAAUUGUUGAUGAUGUUAAUUUCUUACUAUGUUUUUUUAAGGAGAACUAUGAUGCUUUUAUAGCUUACCACCUGCAGAAAAGUGGUUUUGACAUGUCACAAAGUCCAGAACUGAAAAGGGUUAUACAGUCUAAUGAUUUUUUUGAAGAGGCCUCAAAAGGUAUUCGAUCUCCAUACAUGAUAAAAGACCAUUGUAAAUCCAAGCUUAACAUGACAGAACCUGUCCAUUUUAAGUUAAGGGACUCUGUAGGACACUCAGUGGGCUCCUAUUCAUAUGUACCCAUUGAUAAAGUGCUGAAAAAUUACUCUUCUCAUGAGGACAUUCGGGAUCAUAUUCUGAAUGAGAAUAAUCCAGAGACAGACAGUGAAUUUCUAACAAGCUACUGUGAUGGAGAAAUUUUCAAACAACACAUGUUUUUUAAAGAUCACCCAACUGCCCUGCGGCUGCAUUUCUAUGAAGAUGAAUUCGAAGUAGUUAACCCACUGGGGUCAAAAAGAACAAAGCACAAGCUGUGCGCAUUCUAUUAUACUGUAGGCAAUUUGGACAACAAGUAUAGAUCACAGCAGAGACAUAUUCAUUUAGCGUUGUUGGUGCGUUAUUCAUAUGUUAAACUGUGGUUUGGAUGUCAUCUUAAAAUCUUUGCUAAAUGAUCUUAAAAAACUGGCAACUGAUGGUUUUACAGUAAAUGUUGAUGAAACUGAACACACAUUUUGUGCUGCUCUUGCAACUUUAUCCGGUGAUAACUUGUCAGCUCACAUGAUCGGUGGAUUUACAAUGUCAAUUAACUCUGGUAGAAUUUGUCGUUAUUGCAUGGCUUCUUAUGGAGAUAUAAAACGCAUGUUUGAGGAAGACAGCUUUGUUUUAAGAACAUCUGAGUUUCAUCAGUGUCAUCUUGCCCCCAUUCAACAAAUUCCUGAUGACAAAGUGACUUAUGGUGUGAAUGGUCCUUCACCUUUUGAAGAGUUGCAAUAUUUUUAUGUGACAAAAGCUUUACCACCGGACAUAAUGCAUGAUUUGUUAGAGGGUGUAAUUCCACUUGUUAUGAAGCUAGUAAUUGGCAAAGCUCAUUCAGAGA